Pyricularia grisea is the source of this 1605-nucleotide messenger RNA. RefSeq lists its product as uncharacterized. Gene Ontology annotation, biological process: intracellular zinc ion homeostasis; zinc ion transmembrane transport. Gene Ontology annotation, cellular component: membrane. Gene Ontology annotation, molecular function: zinc ion transmembrane transporter activity. The transcript has a single exon. The record is from RefSeq and is a predicted model, not a curated record. Bases 1 to 1605 code for a protein of 534 amino acids. Lineage: Eukaryota; Fungi; Ascomycota; Sordariomycetes; Magnaporthales; Pyriculariaceae.
AUGGCGUGGUCUAAAGCAACUCGCAUCGGCGUGAUGCUGGCCAUCGAUCUGGCUUUUUUCUUCCUCGAACUUGGUGUCGGAAUCUACGUCGGCUCUCUCGCCCUCAUGGCCGACGCCUUUCACAUGCUCAACGACGUCAUUUCCCUCGUUAUCGGCCUCUGGGCUGUCCGUGUUGCGCAAAACAAAUCCACCGACAAGUUCUCAUACGGCUGGCUGCGCGCCGAGAUCCUUGGUGCAUUCUUCAACGCCGUCUUCCUCAUCGCCCUAUGCGUCUCCAUCCUCCUCGAGGCUCUCGGCCGCUUCGUCGACCCUCCCACCAUUCAAAACCCUCAGCUGAUCCUCGUUGUCGGUUCGCUGGGUCUCGCCUCCAACCUCGCAGGCUUCUUCGUCCUCGGCGGCCACAGCCACGGUCAUGGCCAUGACGACCACGACCACGAUCAUGCCCACGACGAUUCGCACUCGCACUCGCACUCACACGAUCACGAUCACGCUCACGAUGCCACCCGAGAGGCAGAAGAGGGUCGUCACAUCAGCUUCGACGAUAGUCGUGAGGACGUCGCCGGAGUUCCCGCACGCUUCAAGUCACACAGGCGCCGGCCCAGCAGCAACCGCCACAGUCGCCUUACUAGCAUUGACGACAUGUCGUUCCACCCUGCUAGCUUCCGCCAGGAGAUAAUAGCUGCCAGCCGACCUGUUGAGGUCUCGGACGACGAGUCUGCGACGGACAACGAGAACGACGACGCCAAUGACAACACGCCUCUCAUUAACGACCGCACCGGCGCUGGUCACGAAGGCCAUUACGGUAGCACUGGGCACUCUGAUAGCCACGGGCGCUCGCGCAGGGACUCGGUCCUCCACGAUCAUCACAACCACAAUAAACCUAGGGAAGCGCAAAAGAGCGGCGGUCAUAGCCAUAACCACGCAGACAUGGGCAUGCAGGCCAUGAUUCUGCAUGUCAUCGGCGACGCUCUGGGUAACGUCGGCGUAAUAGUGACCGCCCUCAUCAUCUGGAAGACGGAGUGGUCUGGCCGCUUCUACGCCGAUCCUGCCGUCUCGCUUUUCAUCACCUGCAUCAUCCUACGCUCUUGCAUCCCGCUAACCCUCGCGACGGCCAAGAUCCUGCUCCAGGCGACGCCCGAUCACAUCAGCAUUCGCGACAUCAAGGCCGACAUUCAGGACCUCCCAGGCGUGGUCUCGUGCCACCACGUGCACAUCUGGCAGCUCUCCGACACCAAGCUCGUUGCGUCCAUGCACAUCCAGGUCUCCUUCCCUAUCAGCGAAGAAGGCGGGGAGAAGUACAUGAAGCUGGCCAUGCGUGCUCGGAGCUGCCUCCACGCCUAUGGCAUCCACAGCGCUACCAUCCAGCCCGAGUUCUACCUGGACGACGCCCAUCUCUCGCGUUCCGACAUCGCCGCGUCUGAUGCAGCUACUGCCUGCGGGACUGGCGGACCUGGGUCCGUGUGUCUGCUGGAAUGCGUCGACGACUGCGUGGGCCAGGGCUGCUGCUCCGAUGCCGGUGCCAAGUCACCGCCGGGCAGUAGCCACUCCGGGUCCGGUGGUGGUCAUAAUCACGACCAUAGCCACACUCAUGAUCACCGCCACUAG